AUGGCAUCGUCCACGUUCUUCUUCUCCUUCUUCUCCUACUUUUUGCUUGUGUUAGCUGCAGCUGCAUCUCCGGAGAACUACCUCCACCUGCGCUUCUUCCAGCACGAGAGAAUCCUGGGCGUCGCCAACGCCACGGUGGUGCUGUCGGUGAACGCCGACAACUCCGGCCUGGCCACCGGCUUCGGGAACAUCGUCGCCUACGACAACGCUCUCCGGGAGACGACCGACCUGAGGGCGCCCAUCAUCGGCCACUCACAAGGCCUUGGUAUCGGCUCGGACAGGUCCGGCGCCACCGGGUUCACGGCGUUCAGCAUGGUGUUCACCGGCGGCAGGUACAACGGCAGCUCGCUGGACAUCCAAGGCAUAUUCAUAUCGCAGCCGUUGCUGGAGACGGUGUCGGAGCGGGCGAUCGUCGGCGGCACGGGACGGUUCCGAGGGGCUCGAGGGUACCUUCUCAGCCAGGAAAUCGUCUUGACGCCGGAAACACUCACCGGACAGCUCGACGCCUUCAUUAAGUUUUAA
This is a messenger RNA of Zingiber officinale, 522 nucleotides long. Its product is annotated as dirigent protein 22-like. The record is from RefSeq and is a predicted model, not a curated record. The coding region runs from base 1 to 522 and encodes 173 amino acids. The transcript has a single exon. NCBI's taxonomy places the organism in Eukaryota, Viridiplantae, Streptophyta, Magnoliopsida, Zingiberales, Zingiberaceae.